AGGACCGUACCUACGUGUGCGACUUGUUGGUACCAAACUACGUAAGCUAGCACGCUGCUAACAGUAGUCGGCUUGCAAGGUUCUCAUACGAGUUUAUGUUAUUUUGGCCUUUUAAUUGGUUUGAAAUUAACGCAUUGCUUAAUUUGUCAUUUUAAGACUCAACAUAUGGCCAAACAACGUGUACAUUGUAUCUAGUUACUUGUUAGCUAUCUACUACUUAGUCAACUUUGCUGGCUAGCUCGCUAGUGACUGUGCUGUGGCUUUUUGGUUGUUAGCUAGACCAGCUUGGAAUAAUGCCCAUGUGAUGGCUGUGCAGGCUAUGCUUCAAGAUCGAAUCAGGGUGGCCAAGGAGCUGCUGGGGCGAGUGGAUCUUCUAUGUGACCGUCAGUCACAAGAUGUAGAAGGAAGAGCUAAACUUUGCAGCAAGCUGCGUGCAGAACUCCGGUUUCUCUCCAAGGUGGAUGCUGGUAAGGUUUCGAUCAAAGAAUCCCAUCUCCAGAGCACCAAUCUUACUCAUCUCAAAGCUAUAGUUGAGUCAGCUGAAAGCCUGGAAGGGGUGAUUAGUGUUCUUCAUGUCUUUGCUUAUGAGGACUCUGAUGGCGUAAAGCAGUCACUGGUGGUUGAUGUCGUUGCUAAUGGUGGGCAUACCUGGGUUAAAGCCAUUGGGCGCAAAGCAGAGGCCCUGCAUAAUAUAUGGCAGGGGCGAGGACAGUAUGGGGACAAGAGUGUGGUGCAUCAAGCCGAGGACUUUAUCCAGGCCAGCGAUCAGCAGCCCGUCCAGUACAGCAAUCCACACAUUAUCUUUGCUUUCUAUAAUGGCGUCUCCUGCCCUAUGGCAGAUCGUCUGCGAGAAAUGGGCAUUUCUGUGCGUGGCGACAUUGUUGCAGUGAACUCCGUAGUGACUGAAGAUGAUGGGGAGAUGGAUGAUGCUGAUGAUCAAGGAGCUGAGAGCGAAGUUGUUGAGGACAAAGAGCAUUUUGAUGAAGGAGGUGACUCGACGUAUGAAGAUGACAAUGGCGAACUGUGUAUGGAGCACACUAGAGUAGACAGGGACACCAUUGUAGCUAGCUUAGCCUUCCCGACAGAGGUGAAAGUGGAUGUGUGUAAACGGGCCAACCUAGAUAUCACUACACUCAUCACCUACGUGUCUUCACUCAGCCAUGGCAGCUGCCACUUUACCUUCAAGGAGCAGGUGCUAACAGAGCAGGCAGCACAGGAGCGUCGGGAGAAGGUGCUGCCUUGUCUGGAGGAGUUCAUGCAGGACAAGGAGCUGUAUGCCUGCCAAUCUGCUGUUCAGGACUUCCGGGUCAUCCUUGAAACACUGGGUGGGCCUGGGGAGAAGGCCCGUGCAGAGAAACUCCUAGCCCGGCUCCAUGUGGUGCCUGACCAGCCCUCAGAUCGCACCCAGCGACUGACAACCAGCUCCAAAGUAAACCACCGCUCACUCAUGAUUUUUGGCACAGGAGACUCCUUGCAAGCUGUCACCAUGACAGCUAACAGCGGUUUUGUGAGAGCGGCAGCCAAUCAGGGUGUACGUUACAGUGUCUUUAUUCACCAACCCAGAGCACUUACAGAGGGUAAGGAAUGGAGGGCCACACCGGUAUGAAACAAAGUGACCGGAAUCAUUAUUGUAGCCUACAAUUUGUGGCUGUCCAUAAACCACAAACCAAGCUGGUUGGGUUCAAGAUGGGAUUGCUAAUUAUUUAAAUUAAAUGGCGUGCUUGCUUGGACAUGGCUUGUCAGAACAGAGUAUUCUGAGAACAAUUAUUGUAUUUUUGCUUACGUUACACAUCUGUGGGAUAAAUAUGUGGAUCUUAAGGAACCAAGAAGAGGAUAAAGAUGGCUGCAAGGAGAGACUAUGAAUUUACUUGUUCAUUUUGGUGAGGAUUUGGUCUGUCAAGAGAAGAAGCCCAAGUUCAGAGCUCCAGCUUUGUAGAGUAAACACUGGACCACUCGGAGGCAGACAAAGCUUUUUUGUCAGGAAUCUUAUGCAAGGAUUAUACCGGCUAUCGCAGUGCUUUUUUGAUUCAAUGUAUUUUUGUUUAAAUAAUUUACUACAAUGUAAAAGUAAUUUGUGCAACAAUUGCAAACUUCAGCAGAACUCUAAGAUUACUAACGCAUUUUGUUUGUUAUUUAGAAUGGGGUUUUUAAAUACAUCCGAUUUGGGUAUAUAUUAGCUUGGCUGUUGACGCCGGACAGUUAUUGCUUGGUAAAUUAUUCUGCUUUGAAAAAUGUGCUGCUGAUAAAAUUCUAAACUCUGUAUUGAAAGUCUAAGUAAGAUGCAAAUAAAGCAUCUUCAAAAACGUAUUUUAAUACAUUUAUUUAAUGUUCAGAAUUGUAUAUGUAUAUAUAUUAUAUAAUAUUCUAGUGGCAUGCCAUAUAUUGCAUCUUGUGACAGUCUUGUUCGUUCUCAGUUAACAAGUAGGGUCAAUUUAUGACAACUUAAAUUUCAAGAGUAAGUGAAAGGUCUGGUGUAAGGUUGUUGCUAAACGUGACAUUGUCAAGCUGUUCUGUGAAGGGAUAUUCAGUUUAUUGGCAAUUUUUAACAAGUAUUGGCCUUAAUUUCUCAGAACAAAAAUUGAUUGACGAGUUUUAGAAGAAAGUUCUUUGUUUCUGGCCACAAACCCUCAAUUGCUGAUGCCCCAGAUACUGAACUAAGGAUUAAAAUGUUAUUGCAGCUUUAAUCAAAAGUUUUCUGCAGUGCAAACAAUGGCAAAAUAGUUUUCUCAUGAUUAAUAUUCUAUUGGAAUCUUGUUAAGUUGCCCAUGUUUUAUUUUAAAAAUUCCAAAAUGCAACACAAAAAUAGCUAAUAUAAUUUUGUAGUCAUUGAUGGAAAAAAAUAUACAAACUGUAUACUGUCCUUCCUGACUGCUGAUGCAUUUAACUAACAUAACUGGGAUUAUAAUUUACCAUAAUCACAAAAUUACAUUAUAAUUUUUAUAUAAUUAUUAUUGUUCAUUAUUUUAGACAUUUACAAGCUGAAGGGGAGAAAAGCAGGACAAUUCAAUACACAAUUUUUAUUUUCCAAUAUUCUCUUCGUCAUAGCUUUUAAUUAUAGACAAUUGUUUAAAAAAAACUUUGUGAUUAAAAAAUAUACACAUUUGACUUUAAGAUGCAGAACAUUUGCACUAAUAUCUUUAAUGAAACACAGAAAUAAAUCCUACAAUUCAUUUCCCAAUGUUUUUCCAUCAUUAAACGGUAUCCUUGUGAUAUAUGAAGAGCAAUUGAGGGCCGUAUUCAAAGUGAAAGGGACUCCUCACCCAUUUUAACAUUCUCCUGCCCAUGGCUUACCUGGCCAGAUGCUCAAAGGUAGAGAUUUCUCAUUUUAAAAAGCUGUUUUUAAUUUCUAGCUUUCUCAUUGAUAUAAAAAAUGGCUAGUGUAGAAGAUUCAGGAUAGAUAAUCUGGUGUUAAGAAAUUUCACAUUUAGAUUUACAAACACAGUGGACAGUGAGUGACCUGGAGAGGGGACAUUUCAAUAUCUAUGACUAUAGAAUGCAGGACGUAACGCAUCUACAUUAAUGUAUACUGAAGUGCAACCACACAUUUUUGCAUUUGUUGUAAGUGAUAAAAUGGCUCUUCACAGGGUUUGAAUAAAGCCGAAAUCCGUUAAUUUGUACUGUAGUCUGCUUUGUAAUAUAAACAGAGGAUUUCCCUCAUACACCAUAAAUCCCAUAAAGGAUGCUGUUAA
Molecule: messenger RNA, 3689 nt
Organism: Hypomesus transpacificus
Lineage: Eukaryota; Metazoa; Chordata; Actinopteri; Osmeriformes; Osmeridae
Gene: c10h7orf25
Product: chromosome 10 C7orf25 homolog
Exons: 2
Coding region: 305-1606 (433 amino acids)
Source: RefSeq, a predicted model, not a curated record